Molecule: messenger RNA, 1955 nt
Organism: Marasmius oreades (fairy-ring Marasmius)
Lineage: Eukaryota; Fungi; Basidiomycota; Agaricomycetes; Agaricales; Marasmiaceae
Exons: 24
Coding region: 241-1869 (542 amino acids)
Biological process (GO): transmembrane transport
Cellular component (GO): membrane
Molecular function (GO): transmembrane transporter activity
Source: RefSeq, a predicted model, not a curated record
UGAGCUUUCCCAAUUUACUAGACUGUCACCGGCUAUAUGUGCGACCCACUGUAGUUCCAACUCCUGUUCACGGAUGUGGUUCGAAACCCUAUCACCAUUGCUGGAAGUCAUGAAGGAAAUUCAACGAACGGUCAGCCCACUCGAUACUUGCUAUGCUACAACGAUAGCUUGUUCCGAAGUUAGCACGGACAUUUUAAGGUCGGAGCCUUGGAGCGACUUUUAUGAUUCAACUAUCAGCUGAUGCCUGGUGUUCCCGGAGACUCAAAUAUAACUCCAUUACACCUUCGACCGCACUUUCACCUGUCUUGGACCAUCAUGACCUUGAUCGCCCAACCCAUCCCAGAUGGAACAGAGAAAGAAAAAGUCGAGAGUUUUGAGGCGCAACAUACUCAUGAUGGCCAUUAUGGGCUCGAGGAUCCUUUACCCGAACCAGGCACUCCAGAACGAAUCGCCGCAGAACGGAAACUUGUGCGGAAGCUCGACAUGAGGGUGUUGCCAACGAUUGUCGCGAUAUAUAUCAUGAAUUAUAUCGACAGAAACGGAAUUACUACCGCCAGAUUACAGGGACUGGAGCAGGAUCUCAAGCUCACAGAUAUUCAGUAUGCAACGAUCUUGUCUAUUCUUUAUGUCACAUACUGUCCCGCACAAAUACCUUCCAAUAUGGCCCUCAAUUAUGUUACAAGGCCAUCUAUCUACAUUGGAGCAUGUGUCGUCGGUUGGGGCCUUACGAGUAUGAUGACGGGAGUCACUCACAACUUUACCGGGAUUUUGCUUUGCCGCAUAUUCAUCGGCCUACCCGAAGCAGCGUUCUAUCCUGGAGCCAUAUACUUGUUAUCGCGUUGGUACACAAAAAAGGAACUCGCAUUUCGAUCUGCUGUUCUCUAUGGUGGUCUUUUAAUAUCCAAUGCGUUCGGAUCGCUUAUGGCUGCCGGAAUACUCCACAACAUGGAAGGAAAACGUGGCAUUCGUGCAUGGAGAUGGCUUUUCUUCAUUGAAGGUGCAAUAACCAUUACAAUAGGAUUCUUGACGAUGUGGCUACUCCCAGACUAUCCCAAUAAUACUCGAUGGCUCCCAGCCUCGGACCGGCGUCUUGCUCAAGCACGCCUAGCGGAUGACGCUGGAGAGGCCGACCAAGAUAACGCGGAAGACUCCUUCAUCUAUGGUUUGAAGCUGGCCAUUACAGAUCCGAAAGUCUUACUGUUUGCAUCCAUGACGACUGCACAAUUAUUGGGCCUCAGUUUCGUCAACUUUUUCCCAACCUUAACCUCAACCUUGGGCUUCUCAACCACGAUUUCAUUGGUGUUGGCAGCGCCGCCAUGGAUCGUGGCAACGGUAGUGUGCUGCCUUAACGCGUGGCAUACUGAUCGUACUGGCGAACGUUACUUCCACAUUGCCAUCUGGUGGUGGGGCGUCAUGCUCGGUUUCAUUAUCAGCCUCAGCACCAUGAACAUAGCUGCUCGAUACGUUUCAAUGUUCCUCAUGGCGUGCGGUUACGUCGGGUUUGCGAUGAACUUGGUAUGGGUUUCGAACGUCAUACCACGACCACCAGCGAAACGGGCUGCCGCGAUUGCAAUAGUGAAUGGCUGCGGGAAUAUCGGGAACAUUAUUGGGUCUUUCGUCUGGAAGGCCGAAUGGGGCCCUGCGUACCAUCAGUCUAUGGCGGUCUCUCUCGCUGCACUGGCGUUGAGUUCGGUUAUGGCGCUCGUUAUUCGCCAGAUGAUUAUUCGGGACAAUAGGAAACUGGAUGAAGAUGAGAGAGCUGCUAUUCAGGGCGCCGAUAGAACGAGAGUAGAAGAGGCCGCUAAGUUGGAGGGUAUCACCUUCGAACAAGCGAUGGAAAGAAGGAAAGGUUACCGCUAUCUGUACUGACGAAGCCAGUGUCCGAUGUGUCAUUCCAUGUAUUUUUCUUUUUUCUUUCCAAUUACACCUAUAAAAUCCAGAGCGCGAACGAGCUC